UGUGUGUCGGUUUAAAGUACUGUGCGGAACAUUCCAGGACAGACAAACACGCGCUGAUCCAGGAACGGAGCGACUAAAGAAAAACCAAAGGUUUGACUCUGAGGGAUAAUUACUCAGGACGAAGCAGAUCCAGAGAAGAAUCCACACAGAUAAAAAUGCCAGGUGAGCGGUUGACAGUAAGAGACACGUCAGAGGUGGGGCGUUUCCCUGGAGCAGCCCCACCGACCAGGGUGGAGCUGACCAUUCAGAAAGAGGGGGAGAAGAAAGAGGAGGAGGGAGGCUGUCGUCGCUGGUUCAGGAAGAUGUGUCCGUGCUGCUGUAAGCGCCAGAACAGCACCACCUAUGAUGUUACAGAUAAGGUGGAAUUGGUCAAAACCCCGGCCCCCGCACCGGCCCCGGAGCCCGCCAAGCCAAAGCCUGAGAAUGGAGAAGCAAAGGAAAUGGAAGGUACUGACUUUUGGGAAAUAAAGUUGUCGGUGCGUUCUGUGGACCUGCUGAGCUCCAAGACAGGUCAGAACAGACAGGAGCACCACACCGACUUGUAUCACGGGGAUGAGCUGAUCAUCCGCAGAGGACAGACCUUCCAGAUAGAGCUGGAGCUCAACAAGCCCUUCAAUGCUAACACUGACAAGCUGCAUCUGGACCUGAAAACAGGUCCCCUGCCCAUGGUGUCCAAAGGCACCCAUGUCAUCAUUCCACUGGUGGAUGACCUGCAGGAUGAACGCUGGGAAGCCAAGAUUGUAGAGCAGAAUGGCAACAAGAUCAAGCUGUCCAUAAACUCACCGGCCAGUGCUGUGAUUGGCCUAUAUGGGCUCAUGGUGACAACUAGCUCCUCAAAGGGCGAGGAAGCAAAUACUUACAACUCCAACAAGAACAUCGUCAUGCUCUUCAACCCUUGGUGUGAAGAGGACACAGUGUUCAUGGAUGAAGAGGAGGAGAGGAAGGAGUAUGUUCUGAAUGACACCGGAAGGAUUUACUAUGGCACAGAGAAACAAAUAGGUGCCCGCACAUGGAACUUUGGGCAGUUUCAUGAGGGAAUCCUGGAAGCAUGUCUGUUUAUCCUGGAGAAGAGUGACAUGCCUGCAUCUGGUCGAGGGGAUUCUGUCAAUGUGGUUAGAGUCAUAUCUGCCAUGAUAAACGCUCAGGAUGACUUUGGGGUUCUGGUAGGGAACUGGUCUGGGAAUUACUCUGAUGGAGUCUCUCCUGGGGCGUGGAGCAGCAGCGUGGAGAUCCUGAGGAAAUACCACUCCUCCAAUGGAACGCCUGUGUCAUACGGACAGUGUUGGGUCUUCUCUGGGGUCACUACGACAGUGCUGCGGUGUCUUGGUAUACCCGCCCGCAGUGUGACCAACUUCCAGUCUGCUCAUGAUACUGAUGUAUCCCUCACUACAGAUGUCUAUUUGGAUGAGAAUAUGGAGCCGAUCGACUACCUCAAUAGUGACUCUGUGUGGAACUUCCACGUAUGGAAUGACUGCUGGAUGGCGAGACCAGACCUGCCCCCUGGUCACGGAGGCUGGCAGGCUGUUGACUCUACUCCCCAAGAAACUAGUCAGGGCACCUUCCGCUGCGGCCCCGCCUCUGUCAGCGCCAUCCGCUCUGGCCAGGUCUACCUCAAACACGACACGCCGUUUGUCUUCGCUGAGGUCAACAGUGAUAAGAUCUACUGGCAGAGGAACCUGGACGGUACUUUCAGGCAGAUCUACAAUGAGAAGAAAGCUGUCGGCCACUUCAUCAGCACCAAAGCAGUGGGCUCUGACGAGCGGGCAGACAUCACACACCUGUACAAACACCAAGAAGGUUCAGAAGAGGAACGCUUUGCUGUGGAGACUGCCAGUCGCUAUGGCAGCAAGCCAGAUGUCUACUCCUCGCCCGUGGCAGAAGAUGUGUGCAUAGAGGUGAAGGUGGAGGGUGAGGGGCCCAGGAUGGGUGCUGACGCCCAGUUGACCAUCCUAGUGAAGAACCUGAGCUCGCAUCCUCGUCGGACCACUCUGCACAGCCAGGUGGCUGUCAUAUACUACACUGGUGUACUGAAAGGAACCAUCAAGAAGGAGCUGAUGCCUGUGGAGCUUUUGCCCAAUGAAGAAAAGACCAUCGAGUGGGUGCUGCCCUACCAACAGUACCAAAACCAGCUGGUUGAUCAAGCAGCUCUGAUGCUGACCCUGUCUGGAAGAGUCAGUGAGACCCAGCAAGUAUUAGCCAACCAGACCACCUUCAGGCUCCGUACGCCUGACCUCAGCAUUACGCCUUUGGGAGACGCUGUGGUUGGUAAGGAGACGGCAGCCAAAAUUAUCUUCACCAACCCCCUGCCACGUACACUAAAGGGAGUGGUGUUCAGAGUGGAGGGCCUGGGUCUGCAGAAAGGCCAUGAAGUGGUUGUGGGUGACAUCAACGGCCACUCCACAGUGACACUGACGGAGCACUUCAUCCCCACCCAGCCCGGACCCAGGAAGCUGGUGGCGUCUCUUGACUGUAAACAGCUCACACAAGUGCACGGAGUGGCUGAUAUUGUCGUUCUCGAGCAAUGAGAGGGAGCUAGCAACAUCACUUCCUGUCCUGCUUCUCUCACAUCACUUUUUCCUAUAUCUUAAACUAUCUUGUUUAUUUUGUAUUAUAGCAAAUGUUUAAUUUUUUAACAUUUUUAAAACUAUGAACAGACAAUUAACAAUGUAGCAAUAUCAGUAUUAUUUUUUAACUGAUAUAAUAUAAAUUCACACUUCUGCCUUGCUCUGAAAUGUCAAAACUGUGGUGAAGUAUGCAGCAGGGGAACAGCAAAUGAAGUGCUUUAAUUAACAAGCAUUAUUAUGUUGACUUUAUAAAACUAUCAGAUUACAUAGACUGUCCUCACACCAGUGCAAGACAGUGAAGAAAUCAUGUGAAUAUGUGUGUGUAUUAUUCAUUAGUAUUGUGAGACAAAAUGACAUGAAGGAAGUGCACUGUGAGAUGUUUUUAAAGGGAAUGAUGUUUAAAAUUGGCAUUGACAUUUUGCAAAGAGCACAUUCAAAUUUGCCAUGUUUUUUUCUGUUACACUGGACUGAAACAUUUGUAAUUAUUGUUGAAAGUUAGAGUCAUUUUUCGUAGAUUUCCUGAAUUUUAAAUCUACAAGGGCGUGGCUAAAAGGUUAUUUUAACCAUCAAAUGAAAUCAAAUUCAUAAUGUCUACUUUAUUUUGAAAACCAACAAAUGACCACUACGACUAAAACUGAAAUGUCUCCAUUUGCAGAAUGCAAACCCAAAUGUUCCCUCAGGAAGAAUUGUGCCAGAUGUUGUUUUGUACGUCUUGUGUGUGUGUGUGUGUGUAUAAUAACAAUGACUGUCAGCUUUACAGCAUAUUGCAACCUACCUACAAAAUGUUUUCUCUGCUGUGAGUUCCAGCAAACUAUAUCAGAACAGAGACCGCAGUGGCCUUAAUUCACCUUAGCUUUACCUGCCUCUCGUCUGUUUAAUUUCAGCACUCAAAGUACAAUGUGAAGGAAACUAUUUUAAUAACAUUAGACUAUUUAUCUGCCUUAUCUACCUGGAAUGGGGUGUUUUUUUUUGCUUUUGUAUGUGUUGGUAAUAAAACUUACACUGACAUGA
Siniperca chuatsi (mandarin fish) is the source of this 3575-nucleotide messenger RNA. RefSeq names its product transglutaminase 1 like 1 (gene tgm1l1). The transcript is spliced from 14 exons. NCBI's taxonomy places the organism in Eukaryota, Metazoa, Chordata, Actinopteri, Centrarchiformes, Sinipercidae. The record is from RefSeq and is a predicted model, not a curated record. Bases 156 to 2525 code for a protein of 789 amino acids. Gene Ontology annotation, molecular function: protein-glutamine gamma-glutamyltransferase activity. Gene Ontology annotation, biological process: peptide cross-linking.